Messenger RNA from Closterium sp. Naga37s-1, 333 nucleotides. The record is from the annotation of a GenBank genome assembly. Lineage: Eukaryota; Viridiplantae; Streptophyta; Zygnematophyceae; Desmidiales; Closteriaceae.
AUGGAACUUCGCCGUCUCUUCCCCGUCUUGGUCCUGCUCCUCCUCUCCGCCUCGCUUCUUCCGCUCGCGUCCUCCCGAGAGUUUCCGUCGCAGGCAAUCGGCCGCUUGCGCUCCCCAAGGCAACUCGACUGCAGCAAGACGUCUUGGCCCGAGGUGCUGGGCAUGACGGGCGAGGCGGCUCAAGCUUACAUCCAGGCGUCUGUGCCGCAGUGCAACUGGGACACCGUAAUCAUCCCGUUUGGGGCGAUGGUCACCGCGGAUUAUCGCACCGAUCGCAUUCGCAUCUUCGUGGACCCUGAAGGGAUUGUUCGGUCAAUUCCCGUGGUUGGGUAA